UGAUAAUAUGACUAUCAUUACAUUAUAACUUUCGAUAAUUAUGCGAAAGAAAGGGAUUCGAUUGUAUUCUUUGAUAUCAAUAAAAUCGCAAUAUUCGUAACCUUCUGUAAAGCCCGUGACCACAAGAAAAAAAUAAACGUCAAAGUUUUCCUAGUCUAUGGAAUGUUGUGUUGGUUGUUUUGUGAUCGAUUUCCCCGCAUUUUUCAGUUUAUUAUGCAUUUGGAGGGCUAAACGAUUUCUCCCCUCAAAUCGGUCCUCGCCCCCAACGGGGCUCAAGGGGUGGCUAGAUAAAACGCGUCGUCUAACUUGACUCAUAUUAAUGAAACAUAGUGAAUUUUCAUUUCGCGUAAAAUAAUUUAAAAUGAUGGGAUUUUUUAAAGAAGGAUCUAGGACGUAUUUGAUGGUUUGAUCGGUAUUCAACAAUAACCGGUCAUGGUUUCAGGAUAUUUAAACUAUUCUGUCAGCAAAUUUGUCAUAUGUGCGGCUGUGUUGACACAUGUAGUGUAGUAUUUAUUUGUGGGCGGCGCGGGCGCGGGCGCGGAUAUGGCUCUGGGCGCCGCGGUGCAGAGCCCCAGCAUGCUGGAAUUGCUGCUUGAGGAGAUCAACUUCCAGCGUACCAAGGAGAUGCGCCAGCUCAUGAAGGAUGAGUCUGGUUUCGUGGUUCUACAAGGCACGACGUACUGGACGGACCUCUUCGUGCGUCACUUCCUCUUCCAAGAGGAGCGCUCGAUCGACUGCGACGACCUUCUAUUCUUCGUGCGCAAGCGGCACGUCAAGGGAUCCUCGCGGUACCUGCCCAAGUACGAGACGGACGUGGAGGUGUUCCGCAAGGACUCGAAGAAGCUACCCAUCGGCGACCCGGAGAUCGACUGGGAGGAGACAGUGUACCUGAACCUGAUCGUGCACCAGUUCGACUACACGCUGACGCUGGCCGUGUGCACGCGCACCAGCCCCAAGGAGCUGCAGGUGUUACGCCGGCACUCGCAGAAGGUAUACGCGUCGCCCAGCCGCCGCAAGAUGGACACGAAAGGCGAGGGCGAGGAGAUUACCUACCCCCACAUAUGCUUCAUGGUCGACAACUUCGAUGAGGUAUUCAGCGACAUGGUGGUCCGCGACGGCGAGAUGGUUUGCGUGGAGCUAGUAGCGCGGGGACGCGGCGCGGACGUGCUUGCGGUCCUGUUCCUCGGCUCCAUCCGCUACGACGCACUGUCCAGGGUCUACGACUCCCGGCAAUCGUCGCUAUCUACGAAGGUAGCGCAGCGCAUGUCAUUCGGGCUGCUGGGGCGCGCGGCGGCGCGCUGCGAGUUCGUGCGCAUGAAGGGACCUCACGGCAAGGGGCAUGCCGAGAUGGCCGUGGCUCGGCCGCGGGGUGCUGGCGUUGAUACACCUACGUCCGAGCCCGGGCUGACGGCUACCGAUCUCUGGGACAGUGAUUGGGAGGAGGAUCCUGAGGAGAUGUUCAUGUAUCGACAUCAGCGACGUCUUAGCGACCCCAGUGCUAAUCUGCACAACUACUCCCGCGGCGGCUGGCGCACCAAGGACGGCAAGGACAAGAGCCGCUCCGAGAACGAGGGGCUCGACUCGCUCGUCUCCGGGCUGGCUGAGGUGCAGGCCGGAGAUCUGCGCGACGAGCUGGACGACGGCGCGUACAACCCGCUGUGGGCGAUGCGCGGCUUCACGCAGACGUUCGCGCUGUGGAAGGAGGGCAAGCGCGCCUCGUCCGCGCCGCUGCACGCCUACCUCACCUACGUCACGCUGCCGUGGUGGUGCAUCGCCAAGGAUAUCCUGGACCACCGCGAAGAACCCAUCCUGACGUUCUGAGCUGCACUCCCGAUUAAAACCGACACCGACGUAUUAAAAUGUAAUGAAACCUAUAUUUCAACUAUUAUUGUGAUAUUGUCGCGGAAAAUGGACUUUCUUAGAUACUUUCUUUUGUUCAAAGACUUGAAAGACUUAAGGUCCAGCCAUAAUUUUAUUACAGUUUUGACAAAAAAUGUACCAUGUAUUAAAAAUAUUGUUAGACUAAUAGGUUUGCCUUAAGCACGAUAUAUUUCCAGUCAUGGUGCUGUCUCUACUACUUUUAACUGUUGCGUUGCUUUAUUUUUCCUAGAAAGCUGUUCAUAUCAUUCCAGAUAGUUAGGCGAACAAAUUAAGAUAAUAAACGAAACAGAUGUCUAUAUAAUAACAAGUAAACAACUAUCUGUAUUGUUAGCAGUAGUAGUAACUAUCUAAACCUGGUUCAAAAUACCUUUUUCUUG
This is a messenger RNA of Cydia pomonella (codling moth), 2258 nucleotides long. RefSeq lists its product as uncharacterized. Bases 544 to 1821 code for a protein of 425 amino acids. The transcript is spliced from 9 exons. The record is from RefSeq and is a predicted model, not a curated record. Lineage: Eukaryota; Metazoa; Arthropoda; Insecta; Lepidoptera; Tortricidae.